CCCAGAGAGAAGGGUGGAGCUGACUUCUUCCCUGGCUUGAACUUUGCUUAGGAUUCUUAUCUUGCAAUUUACUCACAGCCCGGAUUUCAUUGUGUUUGUUUCUGACAGAACUUCUUGACUGCAAUCAGUAGCUUUGGAGGCACAGAAUUGGGGAUUCCUCUGCUUUUGAGCUGCCUUUCUUCACACUGCCGCAUUGUUCUGUCUAAUGUACUACAAGGAUGAGCCCAGCAUUUGGAGCUAUGGAAGUGGAGCACUAUGCCAAGGGAGUUCUGCUGGAACCUUUUGUUCACCAGGUGGGAGGUCACUCCUGUGUCCUCCGGUUUAAUGAAUCAACCAUCUGUAAGCCCCUCAUCCAGAGGGAACACCAGUUCUAUGAAACCCUCCCGACAGAAAUGCGUAAAUUUACUCCCCAAUAUAAAGGUGUUGUAUCAGUAAGCUUUGAAGAGGAUGAAGAUGGAAACUUAUGUUUAAUAGCAUAUCCAUUAAAAGGGGACCAUGGUAAUUUAGACAGUAUAGAUAAUUCAGACUGCGAACCCAAAAAUAAGCUCUUAAGGUGGGCUAACAAAAAGACUCAUUUACUAGAAACGGAGAAGAUCACCAAGGAGUGGGUCCGACAGCACAGAAAAGAGGAAAAAAUUAAAAGUCAUAAGUUAGAAGAAGAAUUUGAAUGGUUAAAAAGCUCAGAAGUCUUAUACUACAGUUUAGAGAAAAAGGGGAAUGUGAGCUCACAGAUGAAACAUCAUAACCCUUGGAGUAUGAAAUGUCACCAGCAGCAGCUACAGCGCAUGAAGGAAAAUGCCAAACACCGGAACCAGCACAAAUUUAUCUUACUGGAAAAUUUAACCUCUCGCUACCAAGUACCCUGUGUCCUAGACCUGAAGAUGGGAACCCGGCAGCAUGGAGAUGAUGCAUCAGAGGAGAAGAAAGCUAACCAGAUCCGGAAGUGCCAGCAGAGCACAUCUGCAGUCAUUGGAGUCCGUGUGUGUGGGAUGCAGGUCUACCAGACAGGGAGCGGUCAGCUCAUGUUCAUGAACAAGUACCAUGGGAGAAAACUCUCUGUUCAGGGGUUCAAGGAAGCCCUCUACCAGUUUUUUCAUAAUGGCAGGUACCUCCGCCGGGAACUUUUUGAGCCCGUCAUAAAGAAACUGACGGAGCUGAAAUCAGUGUUAGAAACCCAGGAGUCCUACCGAUUCUACUCCAGCUCACUGCUUAUCAUCUACGAUGGCAAGGAGCUGCCAGAGGUGGCUGUAGAUUCCGACCCAGAGGACCUGGAGGAUCUGUCUGAGGAAUCAUCUGAUGAAUCGGCAGGAGCCUAUGCCUACAAACCAGCCGUCAGCACAGUGGACAUCCGCAUGAUAGACUUUGCCCACACUACCUGCAGGCACUACGGAGAGGACAGCAUUGUGCAUGAAGGCCAGGACACAGGCUACAUUUUUGGACUUCAAAGCUUAAUAGAUAUUAUUACAGAAAUAAGUGAUGAGAGUGGGGAAUAAACCAUUUGAACGCAUACCUGUUUGCAGAGAGCACUGUUGCGACUCUUUGUAUUCCAGAGCAUUGGCUGCUCUGGGUUGGGGAGGCGCCCCAGGGAGUGUGGGGGAGGGGCCACUGGAGCUUACAAACCUUGGAGUCUUUAUUUAUUUUACCUAUUUCUUAAACAUUCCAUAUUUGAUGAUGCAGAUACCUCUUUUCUUCCCUGUGUGUAUAUGUUCCAAUAAAACAUUUUUGUUCAUUGUAAA
Molecule: messenger RNA, 1736 nt
Organism: Gracilinanus agilis (Agile Gracile Mouse Opossum)
Lineage: Eukaryota; Metazoa; Chordata; Mammalia; Didelphimorphia; Didelphidae
Gene: IP6K2
Product: inositol hexakisphosphate kinase 2
Exons: 5
Coding region: 219-1493 (424 amino acids)
Biological process (GO): phosphatidylinositol phosphate biosynthetic process; inositol phosphate biosynthetic process
Cellular component (GO): cytoplasm; nucleus
Molecular function (GO): inositol hexakisphosphate kinase activity
Source: RefSeq, a predicted model, not a curated record